AUAAACAAUAUGGAGGCUAAUCGAAACAAACCAACAGAGUGAACUGCUCAUUUUCCUACCGAUCUUACUUCGGUAUUCUGAGCGAUUGUUCCACAAACAAUUUGAGAAAUUUUCGUAGUCUAAGUUUGUUCAUGUCCCAGUUUUUAGAACAUCGCGAAGAAACCGAGUAGUUCAAAACCGUAUCAAAGUUUGUAGACGGAAGAUUUCGACUGCGUGCAUUCUAAAUUAACAGUAAUAAAAUCAUGGACAAUAACAAGACUCAAACGUUAUCACGAAACCCAACAAGGAAACUUUUCCAGUCAACAUUUCCACCAAUGAUAGUGGACUAUAUGUCAAGUGCUGAUUUGUCCAAACAUCUGGAUAGACAAAUGUCAAUUCAUGCUGAAAAAUAUAAGGAACCAAAACAAGAUGAAGAGUUUGAUGAGGUGAAAGAAAAGAAGAAGAUUAAAAGAAAAGCCAGUAAGCUCAAGAAACUGCCAUCUCAACAUGGAAUGAUUCUUCAGGGAUCUGAUAAAAGACUUCAACAGAGCAUGACAGUAGUGCAAGAUGAGGAGGAAGAAGAACUGGACGAGGAGGAACAGGAACAUAUCAGGAAGAUGAAAGAAAAGGCGCAUGAUGAGUUGGUACAAGGUCUUCUGUUAUUACGUGACUAUUACAAAGCAGAAUAUAAAAAAGCCUUACAGGAUAAAGUGGAUCAGCAACGAAGAAGCCAGCAAUUAAGGAAACUUAAAUGUGAAGAAGAAAUGAAAGCUGCAGAACAUCAACAGGAAGUAAUGCAGCAUAAAGUUGUUCGCAAGCUUCCAAGGUCCAUUGUCAUCAAUGAUGUCCAAUUCAAUAAAGGUUUGCAAACAGACUUUUACAAAAUGAUUAGUCUUGAAAACCAAAUGAAAAAGGAAGGAUUUCUAAACAAAAGCCAUGAGAUCAAAGAAUUCUGGGAAUUUAUCACUGUGCCAGAAAAUUUGGAAGAUGUUCUUGAAGAUGGUCAGCUUUCAUGGGAAAGAAUAAGAAACUUCAACAAAGAACACAACAAGAAAGCAUUGCUGACUCAAGAUGAAGAAAUUACAUCAUCUCAACAGGCAAAACAGACCAGCACGAAAAAAUUUAAAGGUGGUACUGCUGUCUCAACGUGGAGGAGUACCACACAUGGGAUUCGCACAAUACUUACUCCCUCCACUCCUUGCUCAGGUGUUGCUAGUGGAAGCAGGAAGUCAAGUGCUCAUGUUUCUAAUGGAAAACAGAAGGCAAAGAAGACGCCAACCCCAACAAUGAUACCAAUUGAACAAAAAUUCCCCAAGGUGGAAUUCCCUCCAUUAGCAGCCUACAGAUUGGAGUUUGGUGAACCAGACCCAGACCCUGAAGAGGUACGAAAGCAAGAAGAAGUUAAUAAAAGGUUACAGGCAAGAAAUAGUCUGAAAAGAACCUUAAACACGAUGUUUUCACAUGCCUUGGCUAACAGAGCCGCUACGCUGAGACUGAUGGAUAAGAAUGAAGACUAUAAUUUUGAAAACCUUUCUGGAGCUUCAAAUAUGGAUGAGUUUCACGACUUGGCUAGUGUUCAGUUUAAACCGAGAACAAGCGCCAUAAAGAAACAGUCGGCAAGGACAUCCAGUGGCAAAGGGGAGAAGUGUAAAACUGAUAGUACUAAGAGUGCCAGAAGGAAAGCUAAGAUUCCAGAAAGUGAUAAUCCAGAUGGAAGUGAAUCCAGAGCCGGUUCUCUCUCUCCUAAAGAAGAUUUUCAUAGCUUGGUGGUGGAGCUACCACCGCUCACCCUAAAUCAGCUUUCCACUCGCUGCACCGUCAGGGAGGCCAAAUGUCUGAGUUCGUUUUGGGUCAACCCAAUGACCGAAAAAAAAGAAGUUGAACAGCGGUGAAAAUCGAAAUUCCACAGAGUUUGUGUCCUAACUUGUCUCGGAGAGUAGAGUAUUGACAACCUCAAAAUGAAAGGGCAGAAAUUGUGACAUUGUGGGUUUACAAAUGAACAAACUCUGUCACCAACUAACUGGUGUACGUGGAACAUUCAAAUGCCGGAGAAGACACUGAAGGCGAUUUUGCCGAGUGGCAAAGAUCCAGUUGGCUCCAGUGUCACUCGUUCUAUAAUCUUUACGUCAUACGCGGUUAUUUUAACAUGGGAUCUGACUGUAUAAAUAAGUAUCAAAGGAGAACAAAUUAAAGAUAUUUUAUUUCA
Messenger RNA from Stylophora pistillata, 2185 nucleotides. RefSeq lists its product as uncharacterized. The record is from RefSeq and is a predicted model, not a curated record. NCBI's taxonomy places the organism in Eukaryota, Metazoa, Cnidaria, Anthozoa, Scleractinia, Pocilloporidae.